AUGGUGAGGUGGUCGUACAGCAACAGCAAUAAGAAGCUGAAGCAGGAGAACUCAGCUUAGGCAGAGUAGCUUCCAGUUGCGCUGACCCACAAGGCAGGGAUGCAGCGUGACUUGGAGGAGCUGAAAAACAAACUGGAGAUUGCAGACCUUAUGCUUCAGCAGUUGUCUAGCUGCUGCGAAGCCCUGGAUGCUAACCAGCAGUUACAGCAGGCCAUGGAAGAGCGGGCACAGCUGGAAGCAUACCUGGGGACUGUGAUGGAGUGGCUGCAGUAUCUACAAAUGGAGAGCCAGUGUGCUGAGUAUCUCCAUGGAGAGCAUGCCGUGUGGCAGAGGAUGCAGGAGACGUCGGAGCAGGUUUGUGCAUUGAAGAAGGAGAAGAAGCAUGACCUGCAUCAGGUACAGGAGCUGGAGACAAGCUUGGCUGAACUGAAGAAUCAGCUGAACCCCUACCCUUGGAGCUCCCAGCAGGACCUUCGGAGGUGGAGCAGCAGCUAUAAGCUGAGGUCAAGCACCUGUGAAAAGAGCUGGAGAGUCUGGCAGGACAGCUCCAAGCCCAGGUGGAAGCCAGUGAGGGCUUGA
Molecule: messenger RNA, 579 nt
Organism: Piliocolobus tephrosceles (Ugandan red Colobus)
Lineage: Eukaryota; Metazoa; Chordata; Mammalia; Primates; Cercopithecidae
Product: golgin subfamily A member 2
Biological process (GO): Golgi organization
Cellular component (GO): Golgi cis cisterna; Golgi apparatus; Golgi cisterna membrane
Source: RefSeq, a predicted model, not a curated record